Molecule: messenger RNA, 1491 nt
Organism: Copidosoma floridanum
Lineage: Eukaryota; Metazoa; Arthropoda; Insecta; Hymenoptera; Encyrtidae
Biological process (GO): DNA integration
Molecular function (GO): nucleic acid binding
Source: RefSeq, a predicted model, not a curated record
AUGACCAAAUUCAACGAGAAAUCACAACAUCGAUUUACCAGGCUUGAAGGCGUCAACUUGUCUCUUAUCGACCUCGAAACCCUCUCAUUCCGCAACACCAACUGCGUCAAAUUUGUCGUUUCAGGAACCAUCCACGAGUCCACCAUUCUACAAGCGAUCCUCGUCCUACUUUGCGAACAGUUUGGCAAGGAGAUUGAGCAGAACAAGGGAACCGGAAGUACAAAGAACAUCAAACUCGCUGCGUUCGAUCCAUUCAUUGACGCGGACGGUCUACUUCGAGUAGGUGGUCGACUACGACACGCGAAAAUUCCUGAUCGUCAGAAGUACCCGAUUUUGUUGCCCUCCUAUCAUCACGUGACCGAUCUUAUCAUUAGGGAAGUCCAUCAUUCUUUGUUGCACGCGGGAAUUCAAGGCACGCUGUAUAAGAUUCGCCAACGCUUUUGGUUGUUAGAUGGUAAGAAUCAGGUUAGGCGGAUCGUCAGGCAUUGCAUUACAUGCAUUAGGCAUCAACCCGUGAAUCUUCAGGCCAAAAUGAGCGACUUGCCGCGACCGCGUGUCCAACAAAAUGCGGUUUUAAAGCACGUAGGCGUUGAUUAUUUUGGGCCAAUCAACAUAAUGGAGAAGAAGUUCCGAAAUCGAGUGAUUUUACCAGCUUACGGUUGCGUUUUUAUCUGCAUGCCCACAAAGUCCGUCCACAUCGAAAUAGCUAGCGACAUGACCACAGAAGCGUUUCUUGGAUCGUUCAAGAGGUUUAUAGGGCGACGAGGAAUCCCAUCGCACGCAUACUCAGAUCACGGAACCAAUUUCGUAGGUGCAAAUAAUAAGUUACGCGAAAUCUUCAACCUAGUCCACUCAGACUCUUUCCACGAUACAAUCAGCAGUUACGCUGCGAAGCAAAACAUCAAAUGGCAUUUCAAUCCGCCAGUAACACCACAUUUCAGUGGGAUUUGGGAAUCCGCGGUAAAAUCGUUCAAACAUCAUCUCAAACGCGUUAUCGGAAAGAAAGUGCUUACCUUUAAACAACUCAAUACCCUUUGCAUCGAAAUCGAAUCAAUUUUAAAUUCGCGACCUAUCAGUCCAAUAUCAAGCGAUCCAAACGACCCAUUAGCGCUUACACCCGCGCACUUCCUUAUUGGUCGUCCUCUUACGAUGUUGCCUGAUCACGAUUUGACUUCCGUUCCAGAUAACCGACUACCAGCAUGGAAAUUCGUUGUGAAGGCACGGCAGGACUUUUGGAAACGGUGGCAUUCAGAAUAUCUUAACGAACUUCAAAAAAGGACAAAAUGGCUCGAGGGAAAGGGAGAAAUCAAGGUCGGAUCUGUUGUCAUCUUAAUGGAGAAAUCUCAGUCGAAUUGUCAUUGGCCGCUGGGAGUGGUCAUCAAGGUGUAUCCUGGGAGCGAUGGUGUCGUCAGGGUCGUCGACGUCAAGAUAAGAAAUGGAAUAUACAAACGAAACAUCACCGAUCUGUGUCCAUUGCUCGAAAAUCAAUAA